This is a messenger RNA of Prosopis cineraria, 3180 nucleotides long. RefSeq names its product pentatricopeptide repeat-containing protein At4g18520, chloroplastic-like. NCBI's taxonomy places the organism in Eukaryota, Viridiplantae, Streptophyta, Magnoliopsida, Fabales, Fabaceae. Gene Ontology annotation, biological process: RNA modification. The record is from RefSeq and is a predicted model, not a curated record. Gene Ontology annotation, molecular function: protein binding; RNA binding. Gene Ontology annotation, cellular component: intracellular membrane-bounded organelle. The coding region runs from base 588 to 2501 and encodes 637 amino acids. The transcript is spliced from 4 exons.
CUCUCAACUGACGGACUGGGGUUUUUCUUCUUCCUUUCAACUGGGAAGCUUCGCACUUGUGGUUCGCAUUCUCGUGUCGUGAUCACUCAACUCUGAAGCACUCUUGAGUCUUCCCUGUAAAAUUGUAUCGUUCCUCCUCUGGUGGUGGAAACAAAGGAGGGAGAGAGCUUUGUGUUCCGAAAAAAAUGGAAUUACAAUCGGCAAGUUCAAACCUCCAAAAUUCUUAGUUGAACUAAAUCCCUAAAAGCAAAGCUAUCAAUGUCACAGAGUGACUCGCCAUUCUCUUCCACGCGCACACUCUUGCAUAGCUCCGACAGUCUCAGGGUGAAGCUUCGAAUUUCUCCAUCGCCGUUUUUGCAUCCCACUCCAAAUGAUUGUCGUAUUCAUUAGUAGGCGCAGACAAUGGUAACGCCUGCCGGGAAGGGUUCCUUUGAUAUGCCUUCUCUCAAGUGAAAGAAUUUUGACUUUUCUCUGUGAAUGUAUUGAACCAGAAUCGCCACCCAAGCACAGGCUACUAGGCUAGUUGUCUAGAUUCUCUGCACAUGCCGUUUGUGAACCCAUAACCUGAUAGGGCAAAUUUAAAACUCAUGGAGUUAUCUACCGUGGUUAUUCAAUCAUGUUGCUCAAUCCCUUCAAGGUUUCCAACGAUCAAAGUUUAUGGAGAUAUUUCUUAUUCCCUCGCUGCAUCAAUAAGCAAUACAGUUCGAGUUGCUUCUUUGGAUUUUAGCACCAAAGAUCUGGCAAAACCUAGGAGCACUUGCUUGUCGAUUGUCCAAGCUCAUGAUGCUGCAAGUGAAUGCAUUGAAGCAUCAGAUGCUGCAGAAUCUGAAUUUCAGGAUAUUAUCAAUUAUCCUUUUCAUGAUGCUUCCAGGAAGAUGGAAAAUCUGGCUGAAAAAAAUCAAUGCUUAAAUCCAAGUUUGGUUGCUCGAUGGCUUCGGUUGUGUGUUAACAUGGAAGAAGUUGGGAGGGUUCACACAGUCUUGUUAAAAUGUUUAACAGAAUCUGUUACUUAUGUUGAUAACAAUUUAAUGUGUUCCUAUUUGAGAUUGGGGAAGUUAGCUCUGGCUCGCAAAGUAUUCGAUGGAAUGUCCAGAAGAAAUACAGUUACCUGGACUGCUAUAAUUAAUGGGUAUUUGAAUCAUAACAUGGAUGAUGAAGCUUUGGAGUUGUUUCGUGAAUCAAUCAAUCAUGGGGUUCAAGCAAACAAUAAGAUGUUUGUCUGCCUCAUGAAUUUGUGUGGUAAGAAACUAGAUUUACAGCUGGGUAAACAAAUACAUGCUAGUAUUUUGAAAGGCAAAUGGAAGAACUUAAUUGUUGAUAAUUCAGUUAUUCAUUUUUAUGCAAAAUGUGGUGACAUGUCAAGUGCAUUUCUUAUUUUUGACCGGAUGGUGGAACGCGAUGUGGUGUGUUGGACAACUAUGAUCACUGCUUGUUCCCAGCAAGGGUUAGGGCAUGAAGCCUUUUCAGUAUUAUCGCAAAUGCUAGGCAAUGGGUUCAUUCCUAAUGAAUAUACUGUAUGUAGUGCACUGAAGGCUUGUGGAGAUAAAAAAGCAUUAAAAAUGGGGAGACAACUACAUUGUGCUUCAGUGAAGAAAAUUUGUAAGAAUGAUGUAUUCAUAGGGACUUCCUUAGUUGAUAUGUAUGCAAAAUGUGGGGAAAUUGUAGAUUCUAAGCAAGUUUUUGAUAGAAUGAGGAUCAGAAAUACAGCUACUUGGACAUCCAUUAUAUCAGGAUGUGCUCGAAAUGGAUUUGGUGAAGAGGCCAUAAGUUUAUUUCGGUCAAUGAAGAGGCGAAGAAUAUAUAUUAACAAAAUGACUAUUGUUAGUGUCUUGGUGGCCUGUGGCUCAAUCAAGAAUUUGCUAAUUGGAAGAGAAGUUCACGGACAGAUAAUCAGGAGUAAUAUCCACUCUAAUAUGUACAUAGGGAGUACUUUGGUAUGGCUCUACUCUAAAUGUAAAGAAUACUCUCAGGCAAUUCAGGUGCUCCAACAUAUGCCUUUCAGAGAUGUUGUCUCGUGGACCGCCAUUAUUUCUGGAUGUGCUCGGUUAGGGCAUGAGUCCGAGGCCCUUGAGUUCCUAAAGGAAAUGAUGAAGGAAGGUGUGUCGCCUAAUUCCUUUACUCAUUCAUCAGCUCUGAAAGCAUGUGCAAAGUUAGAAGCUCUAAAUCAAGGAAAAUUGAUUCACUCUUACGCAAGCAAGACCCCUGCCAUGCGCAAUGUAUUUGUCAGCAGUGCUUUAAUCUAUAUGUAUGCAAAAUGUGGAUACAUUUCGGAGGCUUUUCAAAUUUUUGAUAGCAUGCCAGAAAGAAAUUUGGUUUCUUGGAAAGCCAUGAUCAUGGGCUAUGCAAGGAAUGGACUCUGUAGAGAGGCUUUGAAGCUCAUGUAUAGAAUGCAAGCAGAAGGUUUUGAGGUGGAUGAUUAUAUCCUUGCGACAGUUCUUACCACCUGUGGAGACAUAGAGUGCGAUAUAGAGCCUUUAUCUUCUCAUUAUCUGCAUUCUUAAACAGGAGCUUUAAUAUACUUGAAUUGAACUCUAUGAAUCAAGUGGAUUCAUAUCAGAUGUAUAGCACCCAACAUAUUACGUGUAUUGAGGGAUGAAGAGGAUCCGACGAUGUUCAAACGACAAGCUAUAUAAGAUGUUAGAAACAGCCUCCAUUUGCCUCACCCUCCUCUAAAAAAAAAAAAAAAACUAUGAGAUCAUAAAGGGGAAAAAAUAAUUUCUUUAGUUCAUAAUUGAUAAUGCAAAGUAUAAUGGCGUCAUGGAAUUUAUAUAGCAGACAACAUCUAGUGGAAUAAGGUGUGUGGUUGCUAUUGUUAUAAUUGAUGAUGCAGGUGAUUGGUUAUGAAGGAAUUCAACGAUCUUAUGUUGCUGCGUCAUAUUAAAGUGUACACUAGGCAAUACUCUUGACUGGAUUUGUUGUGCAAGAAUCAAGAAGCUGAAAUACUUUAUUUUGGAUGAGCAACAUAUUUUGGUUGAACCAGAUAGUGCAUGGUUUCUCAGUUGCAAGCUGUAUACAUUCCAAGAUAUGCCAUCAUUCUCCAAGAACGAAUUAAUGUAUAUUUUAAUUUCGUCUUUUCCCUUGCUCUAUUAUACAUCCCUCCCUCCCUCUCUAUAUGUACAGCAGACCUGGUUUAUCUUAUAUUACCAUAUGAAAAGUCAAUCUUGUACAUUUUUGAUAUUA